AUGGCCAGUACCAAUAAUGUGACUGAGUUGAUUAUUGCUGGCCUCUUUCAGGAUCCAGAUGUGCAGAGAACGUGCUUCGUGGUGUUUCUUCCCGUGUACCUGGCCACACUGGCGGGCAAUGGCCUCAUUAUCCUGACAGUCAGUGUCAGUAAGAAUCUGCAUUCCCCCAUGUACUUCUUCCUGGGCUACCUGUCUUUGGUAGAGAUCAGCUACUCUUCUACUGUAGUUCCCAAGUUCCUCGCUGAUUUACUUGCCAAGAUUAAAACCAUCUCCUUGGAAGGUUGUCUGGUUCAAAUAUUCUUCUUCCACCUCUUUGGGGUGACUGAGAUCCUCCUCCUCACCGUGAUGGCCUAUGACCACUAUGUGGCCAUCUGCAGACCCCUCUACUAUACGACCAUUAUGAGCCGGUCUGUGUGUCACCUUCUGGUGGCUGGUUCCUGGCUGGGGGGCAUCAUUCACACUAUGGUCCAGAUCCUGGUUGCAGUGCAAUUGCCCUUCUGUGGCCCCAAUGUGAUUGACCACUACUUCUGUGACCUCCAUCCCUUAUUCAAGAUUGCCUGCACCGACACCUUUGUGGAAGGGGUUAUCGUACUGGCCAACAGUGGGCUAAUCUCUGUUGUCUCCUUCCUUUUCUUGGUGUCUUCUUACGUUGUCAUCCUGUUCAACUUGAGGAACCAUUCGGCUGAGGGCAGGCGCAAAGCCCUCUCCACCUGUGCCUCUCACAUCACCGUGGUCAUCUUGUUUUUUGGUCCUGCCAUCUUCCUCUACAUGCGGCCUUCCUCCACCUUCACUGAGGACAAGCUGGUGGCUGUAUUCUACACAGUCAUCACCCCCAUGCUGAACCCCAUCAUCUACACGCUCAGAAAUGCAGAGGUCAAAAUUGCCAUGCGGAGGUUGUGUGGCAAGAAGGUUAUCUCAGGAAUGGAACAAAAGUAA
Molecule: messenger RNA, 936 nt
Organism: Ochotona princeps (American pika)
Lineage: Eukaryota; Metazoa; Chordata; Mammalia; Lagomorpha; Ochotonidae
Product: olfactory receptor 4B1-like
Exons: 1
Coding region: 1-936 (311 amino acids)
Biological process (GO): G protein-coupled receptor signaling pathway
Cellular component (GO): membrane
Molecular function (GO): olfactory receptor activity; G protein-coupled receptor activity
Source: RefSeq, a predicted model, not a curated record